CCACCCAGCUGUGAGGGAAAGGGAGGCGAUCUUGAACAUGAAACAAACCGUCUCAUGCUGAGGAAAUUGGAACAGCCUAAAGGAGUGAGAGAGCGAGAGCGCAAAAAAAAAAAGACAGACAGACAUGAAAAGCCCUGAGCUAUGAAUUCCCUCCUUGGUGUUUUUCAAACAGCGAAUCACAGACAAAAGUGAGUCGCUAGCCGGAAUCUCUGCCAGUCUGCAGCUUAAUGUCCAGCAGGACCAAGAGUUUAGACUGUCCCAUUGUUGCUGAUGCCACUGAGGCUUAGAGGACAAAGACAAAAUUCUGAAGGGGAAUUUCUGCACCAUUUUGAACGAUAAAACCCAAUCAGAGUGAGAGUUCACUGAAUACCAAUUCACUCCACAAGGUAACAAUGCCAGGAUUCCGAAGCAGCAGCUUUGUUUCAUUGGUGUUGGCAUUGCCAGUCAUCCUGGAGGUCGGCAGGGUCCGAGCGUGUCGCCUCGGCUCUGCGACACAGUGUGAAAACGCUCCCUUCGUGCCCGGCUAUAACCUCGCUGGGGAGGGUUUCGAUGUGGUCCGGAUGCGUCGGACUGGGGCUUAUGUCAUUAAUGUCAAGGGUCCUCUGGCUGACAACAACACAUGCACACUGUGCCCAAACCGCUUCCACAAAGGACAGAUUCAGAAGCUCCCAACUUCUGUGCUUGACUGGCGAUCCUUCAGCCGUUGCAGCAAGCAGCUUUCUAGUGCCCUCCACCACUCUGUGGACUCCCUGCUGCGCAGCUCCAGCUCAUUGGUGAACAACAACUGGGGUGUGGGUUUGCGCCUGGAUCAGAUCGGCAAGGUAGUGCUGGGAGGGAGCCGCUCGGACUUGGCCAAGUUCGCUCGCUCGCAGCACAGCGUGGACAAGGCCACUUUUGCCAUACAUGAAAUCAGUUGCACCUACUACAGCUACAGGCUGGCUGACCACCCCCAGCUGAGUGCAGCGUUCACAAAGCAUCUGAAAGGACUCCCUCGGAACACAGUUACAAGCCAAAGCAAAGCCCUGUACAGACGGUUGAUCGCCACAUACGGAACACAUUACAUCCACCAGGUUCAACUUGGUGGCAAAGUGAUGCGAAUCACAGCGUUCCGGACUUGCUUGGCCACACUGAAGGGCUUUACAGAGGCAGAGAUCAAAAACUGCUUGAAUGCUGAACUCCGCAUAGCCUUGGGUUUCCUCCCUGCCAAUGCAUCCUACUCCAACAAGUGCGACAAACUCAUGAAGGGCAACAUGAGCAUGGGCUUCUAUCAAGGCUUCAUGACCCAUAAGAUUGAGGUCACUGGAGGGGAGAAAUACUUUCCGGACAUCCUCUACCAGCAGGACCCUUCUGACGCCUACCACAGCUGGAUGAACAGCCUCCAAGACAACCCGGACGUGGUUUCCUACGCGAUUUUCCCCCUGCACCAUCUGGUGGAGGACUCUCAAAUCAGCGCUAAUCUGAGGGCAAUCAUCUCAGAGUACAUCCAAGAGAACAAGCUUCAGGAGGACCAGCUGGGUUUAAAGAACUGCUCCCCAACUCCCAACCUGGACCACAACUGCUGUCCACUGCGGGCAGGCCGUGGCGCUUUCAAACUGGAGAUCCACCGAGCCGCCGGUCUCAAGGCCGACACCUUCACCAAAACGGACGCCUACGUGAAGAUCUUCUACAAUGGCAUCUACGAGGAGACGGCUACAGUGUUGGACGACGACAACCCAGUUUGGAAUGCCACCUAUUACUUCAGUUCGGUGGAUGUGGGGCAAGAGUUGAGGUUUGAAGUCUGGGACAGAGAUGUUCUUUACAACGACCAAGCAGGCGUUUGCAUCAUCUUUCCCGAGCGAGGAACUCAUUCUCUGAGUUGUCAGUUGAGAAAAGGAGUCCUCUACUUUUCAUACAGCAUCAAGUGCGAUGCUCACUUGUCAGGCUUCAGGUGCGGACGGUACUCCCCAACUGCGGUUUAAUAGGGUCUUAUUGUUGAUUUGAUGGUAAUAUCUUCUUUAUGAAUUACAAAGAGAUUUUCCUUGGAACAGUCAGCAUGAUAACCCCACCAAAUUUACCGAAGCAACAUCCUAUUGCAGAAAAGUGUGAUUAGGGUUUGUUUUGACAUCCAGUACAGUGCCCAAUUUACUUAGAAAAACAAACAUUACCAUGCUCAUUUAUAGACGCAACCAUAUCACUUCCCUUUCAUACCGCAUACUUUAGACUUACCUCGACUUUAGAAUCCUGUAGUGGUUUGAUGUUAUGAUCUUGAUGACCAUUUUUUGGUGAUCAUUUGGGUCUCCGAAUGAAUCAUUCAAUGUGCAAUAAAUCUUAAAAUGGCAGGUUUAUCUUUCAAGACAGAGACAAAAAUGGCAUAAAAUGGCCAGGAAUGUUUAUAUUCUCCUCAAAAUUCUCAAUAAAGCUCCUCUGAACUGGAUCAUCAUGGUCAUUUACAUGAAAUCUCACUCAGACCAAACAUUUCCAAAACCUAACCUCAAAGAGCAAGCGUCCUCCUGUUGUGUACAAAUAUUCCAGGUUUGUUGGUACUUUGUUUGCACAACUACACAAAUAGUCACCUUAUUUACGCAAACAUGUUUGUAUUUAUUGAAGGUAUUCAAUUCAAAUUGACAAAAAAACAACAACAUACAAAUCUGCAUAACAAAAACAUUUUAAAAGGUAACAUGAACACUUACAACAUAUUAAGAAGUCGUACAGUACAAGGAUGUAGCAGCUGGUUCCAAGACUCAUCACCACCUCCAAUGCAAGGCCAAAGCUUCAGAAAUAUGCCCGGCAAAAGGAACUAUUACAUUAAAUGCAUCAUCCACUACUUUUGCUCUUUUCAAUUUUGCAAUGGGACUAGAAGGGAACAAGCUUGUUUUACUUUUAGCAAAUAUUUGGGUGACUUUGAAGAAAGUACCAAUACAAAUAGACUGCUAAUAUUAAUAGGUCAAACUCUUAACGUUUUUGUUUAUAAAUGGGGUGGUGACACUGUAGAAAAGAACGGAAUCGCCACGCACACCAGUGGACAUCUUGGGGUAUAACAAAACAGCCACGUUUGCUGAAACUUGCGUUCAUUUCCGAAGAAAUGUACUGACCUUAUGAGUCCUGGCAAAGUCUUGCUUGGAUGAUGACAGUACAGUUAAGCUUCCAUGAAUAUACAAAUUGAUCAACAGUCAAGAUUAAAAUGUUGUUAUAAAAGGGUUUGGUCCAUGUAUCAAAAGAAUAUGAAGAUUGAUGGUGCCUUCCGACAAAGGCUGCAUUACUAUCAGUUUGGUGGGACUGCACGAGACCAUUGAGUUUAAUGACAAAAAAGGCACAAAAUUUGUUGAAUCAAAACCAGCUUCGUUUUUUUUUUUUUUUUUUUUUUAAUAUAUAAAUGUGGUCAGCAGAUGGUUUUCAAAUGUGUUCCAGUGUGUUUUUAGUCAAAACUCAAGCCUGCCUGGGAUCAUUGAACUAAAUGAAAUACUUUUUGUCCCCUAAGUUUCAAGUUUUGUGUGACUGAAUAUCACAUCCCCAAUGACGCUUUGAGCAAAGACGCCAUAUCUUCAGGUAUGGCCCCUUCAUCACCUAAAAACAUAAAACACUGGUUUUCAUUUUAUAUACGUCAGAAUGGUAAAAUGCAGCAAAUCUUGCCACGACAAUCAAAAAUGGCUUUUGUUUGUUAAAAUGACAAAACAUGAGCAAAACAUGAAUUCAAUUACAGUGCUUAAUUUGUAAUUUCACUUCCUGUUAUCAAUAGCCUAUUUCCUCAAAAAGUGGCACUCUGUGGAGACCACGCAUUUCUUGGUGCUUUAACUGAUGUAAAUUAUUUUUGAAAAAUCAUAGAUUGUAUUAUUAAUUCAUUCAUACAUUUUCUUUGCUGGGUAAGUGACCCUUUUCUAGCUGACUUCGCCAGUCAAUUGCAGGGCACAUAAACACAAAACCAUUUACACUUACAUUUAUUUUCAAAACUAAAUGAUACUUAAUAUAAUGUAUUUGCAUGUAUUACUAUGUAUUAUCACAUCAUAUCGCUGUUCAAAGAAAAGCAUCUAAUAAAAAUGUUAAGAUAUGUUUUUUAUGUUUCAGAUCAAGUAAAAAUCUUUUGGAUUGGAGAUACAUUAGACGGCAAUAAAUAUAAUUAUAAUAUUAUUA
Phyllopteryx taeniolatus (common seadragon) is the source of this 4107-nucleotide messenger RNA. It is a transcript of the gene prf1.5, whose product is annotated as perforin 1.5. The record is from RefSeq and is a predicted model, not a curated record. The transcript has 5 exons. NCBI's taxonomy places the organism in Eukaryota, Metazoa, Chordata, Actinopteri, Syngnathiformes, Syngnathidae. Bases 393 to 1958 code for a protein of 521 amino acids.